AAAUGGCUUCAAACACAGAUGCAGAUACCCAGGUGGCUAUAGAAGAUCUACCCAUUACAUUCAAGGUGAAAUAUAUUGGCUCUGAAAUUGCCCGAGGCCUGUGGGGCAUCAAAUACACUCGUCGUCCCGUUGACCUAAUGGUUGGUAUGGCCAAAAAUCUCCCGCCCAACAAAACUUUGCCCCAUUGCGAACUGAAAGUCUCAACCGAUGGUGUAAGCAUCGAAAUUAUCUCACCGAAAGUCCAAGGUGUGAGUAGUUGGAGUUAUCCGAUCGAUACGAUAUCAUAUGGCGUACAAGAUCUAGUCUAUACCAGAGUAUUUGCUAUGAUUGUGGUAAAGGAUGAGUCACAUGUCCAUCCGUAUGAGGUGCAUGCCUUCGUCUGUGAUAGCAGAGCAAUGGCACGUAAAUUAACAUAUGCUCUGGCUGCUGCCUUCCAAGAUUAUUCUCGGCGUGUUAAGGAGAACACUGUGGAGGAUAGUGAUAAAAUAACACCGGCGAGACAAAAGUUUGCCAUCGAUUUAAGAUCACCUGAAGAAUUGGCAGAGGGCAUUGAAGAUGAAACUGAAGCGUAA
Molecule: messenger RNA, 572 nt
Organism: Musca vetustissima
Lineage: Eukaryota; Metazoa; Arthropoda; Insecta; Diptera; Muscidae
Exons: 2
Coding region: 3-572 (189 amino acids)
Source: RefSeq, a predicted model, not a curated record